Molecule: messenger RNA, 1404 nt
Organism: Colletotrichum chrysophilum
Lineage: Eukaryota; Fungi; Ascomycota; Sordariomycetes; Glomerellales; Glomerellaceae
Exons: 2
Coding region: 1-1404 (467 amino acids)
Source: RefSeq, a predicted model, not a curated record
AUGCCGCCGACACAUAUCAAAAGAUCCAACGACCUCUCUAUUCAGCUUGUCAACCCUGCGACGCCGCUGUAUCCAGGGAGCGUCAUCCUAGGCCACAUCGUCCGCAAGUCUCACAUCGUCGCACCGAACGCCACCAUCCGUGUCCGCCUCCUCGGCCGUGCCAAAGCAAAACUCGUGAUCGACCGUGGAAACAACUCAAAAAGCUACUACCGUUCCCGCUUCAACUUCUGGCGCGAGGGAGCCAUCGCCGACGUCGUCCAUCAUGGACCGAUACACGUUGCCCAAGGCACAGGAGAAGAGCAGUCAUGGCCUUUUGCGUUGGCACUUCCGACUCACACUGACGCCGCCGCCGUAAAUGCGGGGUUAUCUGAGAAUGAGAGGGCCGCGUGCUUCUUACAUGCGCCCGGUGAUCCACAAGGAAAGCUGGGUGUGCCAGAGCAGCCUCUGCCGGGAAGCUUCUUCUUUGAACACUCUGGGUUCGGCAAGAGCUGGCAUGGCUUUUUUGAGUACUGGCUCGAAGCCGAGUUGCGAGUCGAGGGAAAGAGCAAGAUCAUUGAGGCAACGAUGCCACUGAGACGACUAAUUCCCGGAAUGGAAGAUGCGAAACUGAGUUUCAAGCAGAAGUCGCAAAAGUUCUUUGGGUCUUCGAAGGUGCCAAAUUUCCAUUUCUCAAUGAGAGUCGAGUACCCCACGCAAAUACAACUGGGAAAUCCGUAUACAAUACCCUUCAGAUUGCGCAUCAUACCAAACAGAGAGAAGAGCUCCGACGUCAUCCAAGACGUCCCUCAAAAGGCUUAUGUCAAGAGCGCUACGCUAGAGAUGCACAGCACGGUUGGUGUCAUCUGCCCGGGAACAUUCGACUCGCAUGAAGGAAGCAAGACAAGGAAGCUAUGCAUCGGCAGGACCAACAAGUUCGUCAACGAGGUCGACGGAUUUGAAGUCCCUUGCGCUCCCAAGGAGGACGUACUGGAUCUCGGGGCAAUUUUGGGCCUGCAGAUCGACGCCAGGGGGUCGGUAGUUGGCGCCUCGAAAUUCGGCGGCGGGACACUUGAGACGAUAUCACCCACAUACACGACGUACUGCGUGAGACUAUCUCAUGUGUUGCACUGGGAGGUGAAGCUUUCAAUUGGAGGAGAGUCCUGGGAAUGCGGAUGGCAGAACAGAAUCGUUGUGCAUCCUCCGGUCGAAGAGGCGUUGAGCGGGGGUGUUGGAGCGGCGUCGGCGGGUAUGGCGACGUUGUCAUUAGAACCGCCUCCACCACCAAUUGACGAAGCAGUCCCAGCCUAUGAAGGUCCGGGUACGGCGGCGCCAGCAUACGAAAAGGUAGCAGUAGGUCAGCCGUCGAAUGAGGUCAAUGGUAAUGGGGAGGGAUCAUCAGCUGUAGGCGGCGACAUGAAGUCGUGA